Messenger RNA from Pezoporus occidentalis (night parrot), 1391 nucleotides. Its product is annotated as dnaJ homolog subfamily A member 1-like. The record is from RefSeq and is a predicted model, not a curated record. NCBI's taxonomy places the organism in Eukaryota, Metazoa, Chordata, Aves, Psittaciformes, Psittacidae. Gene Ontology annotation, biological process: response to heat; protein refolding. Gene Ontology annotation, molecular function: ATP binding; Hsp70 protein binding. Gene Ontology annotation, cellular component: cytoplasm; cytosol. The transcript has 8 exons. The coding region runs from base 1 to 1341 and encodes 446 amino acids.
AUGAGCGCGGAGGGAGGGGCUCAGGAGGCGGUCCGCAGCCAAUGGGGAGCGCGGGGGGCGUGGCCCCGGCUUCCAGAGAGUUCGGAGACGGGAGCGGAGCGGCGCUCGGCCGGGACCAUGGUGAAGGAAACCGGUUACUACGACCUGCUGGGCGUGCGGCCCGCGGCCACGCUGGACGAGAUCAAGCGGGCGUACCGGCGCCUGGCGCUGCGCUACCACCCCGACAAGAACCCGAGCGAGGGCGAGCGGUUCAAGCAGAUCUCCCAAGCCUACGAGGUGCUCUCGGACACCCACAAACGGGCGCUCUACGACCGCGGCGGGGAGCGCGCCAUGAAGGAAGGGGGCUUGGGCAGCCGCGGGGGCAGCGCCGGCUUCGGCUCCCCCAUGGACAUCUUCGACUUCUUCUUCGGAGGGGGGGUGCGGAUGCGUGGCCGGGGCGACAGGAGAGGGAAGACCGUGGUGCACCAGCUCUCCGUGUCCCUGGAGGACCUCUACAACGGCACCACGAGGAAGCUGUCCUUGCAGAAGAACAUCAUCUGCAGGAAGUGUGGAGGCUGUGGGGUGCGGGAGGGCGCCCAGAGGAGGUGCCCCAAGUGCCACGGCUCGGGCAUGGAGGUGCGGAUCCAUCAGCUGGGGCCCAGCAUGAUCCAGCAGAUCCAGACCGUGUGUUCCCAGUGCCAGGGCCAGGGCGAGUGGAUCCGGCCUCGGGAUUGCUGCCUCGCCUGCAACGGCCGCAAGGUGGUCAGGGAGAAGAAGAUCCUCAGCGUCCACCUGGAUAAAGGCAUGAAGGACGGGCAGAAGAUCACGUUCCAUGAGGAAGGGGACCAGGUGCCGGGGCUGGAGCCCGGGGACAUCAUCAUUGUCCUGGACCAGAAGGAGCAUCCCGUGUUCCGGCGCAGCGGCGACGACCUCAUCGUGCGCAGGGAGAUCAGCCUGGCCGAUGCACUGUGCGGCUGCCGCCAGGUCAUCCGCACCCUGGACAACAGGAGCCUGCUCCUGGCCUCCCAGCCAGGGGACGUGAUCCGGCCCGGAGACCUCAAGUGCGUCCCCAACGAGGGGAUGCCGGUCUACAGGAGCCCCUUCCAGAAGGGGAAGCUCAUCCUGCAGUUCCAGGUGAAGUUCCCGGAUCCCGGCUGGCUCCCCCCCGAGCGCCUGCGCCAGCUCCAGGCCUUCUUCCCACCGCAGGAGGAGGUGAUGGCCACGGAGGACACGGAGGAGGUGGAGCUCAGCGAUUACCGGGACCAGGGGGGGCCGGGCCGCAGGCCCUUCCCCGGGGACCCCCCCCACGACGAGGACUUCGACGACGGGAGCCGCCAGCACGUCCAGUGCCAGACCUCGUAGCCGGGGCUUGGGGGCGCUAUGGGGCAGGGAGGGGGCUCUGGGAGCCGUCA